This is a messenger RNA of Mercenaria mercenaria, 2694 nucleotides long. RefSeq lists its product as uncharacterized. Bases 102 to 962 code for a protein of 286 amino acids. NCBI's taxonomy places the organism in Eukaryota, Metazoa, Mollusca, Bivalvia, Venerida, Veneridae. The record is from RefSeq and is a predicted model, not a curated record. The transcript is spliced from 2 exons. Gene Ontology annotation, biological process: proteolysis. Gene Ontology annotation, molecular function: cysteine-type endopeptidase activity.
GGAAAAGAUUUAGUCCACUAACACCUUUAGUAUUUAUUCACCGGCUCUGGAAGGAAAAGGCGGCAAGGACUUUAUCGGAUUGAGAAAAUUGACAAGAUAGAAUGUCUGAAUUUACACAGGAAGAAUACGCAGGCAGCGACUAUAGAUACAGGAAAAGAAUUCUAGUUACAAUUUUCUCUCAACCAUCGGUCCCACUGAAUACAAAUUGGACUGUAAAAAAGACGAUGGUGGAAGACAAUAACAGGGGUGAAUCAGACGUUGAUAUUGCUUAUUUAGAGGAUGUUUUUAAAACAAUUCAUUAUCCAGAAAAUGCAGAGGUGCGGGUUAAAACUCGGUUUGGAAAAGAACAAAUUAAGAAAUAUAUAAGUGAUUUGGGUAACCCAGAACAGUAUGACAGUUUCUUCUUUGUUUUUCUCACAUUUCUUUCAUGUGAAACAAAGAAAAUUAGUAGCUCUGUUAAUCAACAACAAGAAUACCAAGAUGAGAGGAUUCAUUUUAAAGAUGGGCCGUGUCCCCUCCAGGAAAUUUAUGACGAGGUGAAGAAAGUUAAAGCAAUGUGGAUGAAACCAAAGAUUUUUCUGAUUCAGGCCGAUGACAUCAGCCUGCUGUAUCCUGAACAGUUUGCCAAAGGAGAAGAGCUUGUGAAACGUGUGAAGAUUCCGCAAGAUGCUGAUCGACUGAUUAUCAUGUCUGAUAUACCUCAAAAGGUCGCGAACCCGCUAGAAGAUGACAGGAAUCAGUCGUUCUUGAUUCGAGCAUUUGGAGAAACUCUGAUUGAGAACAGUCAGGCGAAACCAGAGGAAAGACAAGAUGUGUUGUCGUUGACAACAACGAUAAAUGGUAAAGUAGAUGCAAUGAUUGAAGAACUGAAGAAACAAGACAAAACCAACCAAACAAACCGGGCAGCAGAUAUGAAAGUUCCACUUGUUACAUCAACUCUGACAAAAUUGGCGAGGAUUUAAAAGGAACGGGUUUGAGGUUUAGAUGAUAUGAAAUUUAAUGAUGUUAUGUACUGACUACAUGAUUCGCUUAAGCGACAUUGUUACAAAAGUUUUCGUCACUUUAAUGUUAAAAAUGGAGACUCAAAUUUAUUUCUUAUGGUUUGCUGUAAACGAUGUCCUGUGAAAAUUACGAUAAGCAAUAUUCUGUCUAUUGGUAUCGGCAGAUUUUUAUCAAGAACAAGAUAUUGCUGAUAAUUUAUAAAUUUCAUACAAGUUCCAUAUGUAGACCGGUUUCGGGGACUAUAAGAUUGCUAAAACCGUCCGUCCGUCAGUCAGUCGGUCCAUGUUUUUGUGCCCGGUCCAUAAUAACUCUGCCAUGCAUCACAGAAUUAUAAUAUUACUUGGUAUAAAUGUUUCCCAAAAUACGACGACGUGUCAUGCGUAGCAUUUAGACCCAUAGCUCAAAGGUCAUUGUAACACUUGAAUGUCAAAGGUCGAUGGUUUCCUCUCUCUGGACCCCCCCCACCCCACAACUCAUCCAUCCAUCCAUCCAUCAAGGGGUUACUUGUCACAAAUGUUUCCCAAAACGAAACAAUGUGUCAUUCACAACUCCCAGACCCUUAGCUCAAAGGUGACAUCACUCUUGUAAGUCAAAAGUAAACAUGGUAUUAACAGGGACUGUUUCGUGUCCGGUCCACAACUGUGCCAUCCAUCAAGAGAUUUUAUUAUUAUUUGCACAAAUGUCCCCCAUAAUGAGACGAAAUGUCGAGCGCAACACCCUGUUUCAUGGCUCAGUAGUGCGUGUCAUACUUGUAAGCCUUUAUUCCUGUCCGCUCCAUAACUCGACUAGGCUAACCAUCGUAGAACUUUGAUAUUACAUGGCAGAAAUGUUCCACAUAAGGGGACGAUGUGUCACGCACAACACCCAUGUCGUUAGGUCAAAUUUUAGAUAUUUUUUUGUUUGACAUGCAUAGAUUGAUAUUCAAAUAAGUUGCAAAAGCAUGCACUAUAACAAGACAGAUUAUAUGCGUCAUGUGCAGCACACAGACACGUUCCUCAAAGAUCAAGGUCGCAAAUGAAGGUCAAAUUAGAUGUAUUAAGCACAUAAAUCUCAUAUCCUUUAAAUUAUCUUAUUAUAUAUAUGUGAAUAAGAGUAUUUUGAGGUUAGAUGAUAGUAUAUUACUUUUAAAUAACCGGAGAUAGGAUUAACAUUUUAUUAACUCAUUCCUUUUAAGUUAAGGUUUAGGAUUAUGUCAUAUUCAAAUAACUUGCACAAAAUGCACAAUAACAAGACUAUGCGUCACGUGCAGCACACAGACACGGUCCUCAAAGACCAAGGUCGCAAUUGAAGGUCAAAUUAGAUCUGAGUAUUCUGAGAUUAGAUGAUUGUAUGUCAUUUUUAAAUAACCGGAGAUAGGAUUAACAUUGUUUAACUCAUUCUUCUUAAGUUAAGGUUUAGGAGUAUAUCAUCAAAACACAGAAAUAUCUGGUAAACAAACAUCAUCUUUACUAACAAUCUACCUGUCCAUUACAUAUUCUACUGUAUUGUCCCGUACUUCUUAUUAAUAUAUUUAGUUUAAAGCUGAAGUUUUGUAAAAAUAUGUAUGCAGUAUUGUUUUUAUUUGAGGUAUAUACACAAAUGUAGAUUGAAGGUGGCUUAUAGGUCCACUUGGUCGGGUGUUCAUUGAAAUAUAUAUGUUAUGUAUAUUGUAUAACACAUGUCAUUGUAAUAAAAUACUUGCUUGCUUCCCUA